Oreochromis aureus is the source of this 917-nucleotide messenger RNA. RefSeq names its product butyrophilin subfamily 2 member A1-like. The coding region runs from base 1 to 876 and encodes 291 amino acids. The transcript has 7 exons. The record is from RefSeq and is a predicted model, not a curated record. Lineage: Eukaryota; Metazoa; Chordata; Actinopteri; Cichliformes; Cichlidae.
AUGUGGGACACUGUCUCGAUGUGGGACGAGGGGACCAAAGGAGUCGUCACGGUGGUUGUCUCAGAAGGAAGUGAUGCCAUCUUACCCUGCUCCCUGAGCACCAAUCAGAACCUUGAACAGAAGCUAUUUGAUUGGAAGAAAGAUGACAAGAAGGAGGUUUUCCUGUACGCUGCUCGUGAUGAGUACAAUAAUGGACGUCCAGGUCAAGACGAGCAGUUCAGAGGACGGGUCUCACAUUUCCCACUACAGCUGCAGUUUGGUAACGCCUCCAUCAUCAUCAGAAACACCACGUUGUCUGACAGUGGAGUCUACACCUGUGAUUUUCCACAUCUGCAGCCAGAAGGGAAAACCUUCAGAAUAAAGCUUGAUGUUGAGCUUACCCUGAAAGAUCGAUCAGGUGAAAUCGCAGGUGCUGCUCCAAAGCCCGAAAUCAGGAUACUUAAUACCACCAAGGACGGAUUGCAGCUGAAGUGUGAGGUCAGAGGUGCUUCUCCAAAGCCUAAAGUAGAGUGGAGGGACAGCGAUGGGAACAUCCUUCCUGCUGAGGAGCCACAGGUGUCACACACAGGAGAGCGCUAUGACAUCACCCUCCUCACCACGGUGACCAGGACAUCAACUGAGCGUUUCCACUGUGUAGCCACACAGGAGGAGCUGGGCCAUAAAACAGAUGCACAGAUCUACCUGCAUUAUCAGAAACUGACUGAGGUGAAGUCCUGCAGUCCAGGAGUCGGUUCAUGGAUCGGUGGGACGUGUUUUGGAACAAUUGCAACUUUACUUCUUUAUCCACUUAUAAUUAAAGUCAAAUAUCGCAUCAGCAGAGUUUUUCGGAGGAAACAGAGAGACAGAGAGACGUCUGGGAGUCCUGAGAACGUUUGAUCAUCAGCUCUUCAAAGAAGUGUCACAUGACUUCUAAUUGA